GAUGUCGAAUCAUUACAUUUUUCACAUAAAAGAAACCACUGUAUAACUAUAAACCCACUCUAGGAAAGCUUCUCCCUUGUAUCUCUAUCUCUCAAUAUAUCUCCAUUAUCUUUCAUUUUAAGUAGUCUUUCAACUCUAUCUAUAAACCUGAAGAGAGGAAGGAAGCUAGCUGAAUCCUGACAGCCUAAUCCCAAUGGCUAAAACCUGUAUCUCAAACUGCAUCAAUGACACCAGAGUCCCUCUCCCAGUCAGGCCAACCUACGUGAACCUCUAUAAGUGGCCGGAAUCUGAUGCUGAGUUUGUAAGAUCACUGAGCUCUGACUGGCGCAGUAAUGGAGGUCGUGCACACCCCACGGUUGUUGAUAGCAUUUCAUGCAGGCAAAUAUACCUGAGGAGCUACACGUUUCAUAGGAACAACCAAACCGAGACUGAAAACACAAAAUGUUUUGGCAGAUCCUCAGUUAAUAAGAAGGAAAAGGCCGGAAAGAUCAGUCCUAGAAGAAAAAACAAGUCCGAAACUGUGGCCAAAAAGAAGUGUACGGCUCUCAGAAGGGCCAAAGAGGUCUCUUGUGCCGCCCUUUUGGCCAUGUUUCGGAGGCUGUUGGCCUGCACAUCCAAGGUUGAUGUGGCUGAUCAUCAUGGAGAUUGAACAUUUCUUUUUCCUUUUUUAAUCAAUUUCGGCUUUCAGUGCUUCCUCUUUUUUUUUUUUUUCAGUUUUUAAAUAACUUUCUAAUAGUAUUAAGUUGUUAUUUAUUUGAUGCCUUUUUGCUCUUCCUAUCUAUGUUAUUUUUGUUUGUUAAUGGCUUUUGCUGAUAUCAUGAUAUGUUAAUGGUUAAAGUGCGAAAAGCAUUAUCAGGAAAUGGUUUAAAAUUUAAGCAAAUGUAUUUGGUUGAUGAUGAUCGGUAUCAUAUGUAAAAUGCAUCCGUCUUGUAAAA
Messenger RNA from Gossypium arboreum, 935 nucleotides. RefSeq lists its product as uncharacterized. The record is from RefSeq and is a predicted model, not a curated record. The transcript has a single exon. NCBI's taxonomy places the organism in Eukaryota, Viridiplantae, Streptophyta, Magnoliopsida, Malvales, Malvaceae. The coding region runs from base 194 to 649 and encodes 151 amino acids.